AUGCGGAAACGAUGUUCGCCUGGCUUCGGCGACCGAUGUGACGUAAUCGCGGAGAAAACGAACAACCGCGGACGUCGCGCAGAGGCUUCGCUCGCCUUGUCGCGCACAUGGAAGCUGGGCGAACUCCGCGGACGACGUCACGCCGCGACAACACCUGUGAUUGCAAAUGAUAUAAAGUCCAGUGUGUUGAAACAAACUGAAUCAGACCGCUCUUUCUUUCAGACCAUCAUGGCUCUCCAUUCAGACUACGACACUGACGACCAGUACCACGAUCAUUACAACAACUCGAACCAAAGCUACUACGACGAGGACUACGGAGACUUCCACACGGUUUGCGACAAAGCAGAAGUCCGUUCUUUUGCUGGUCUCUUCCUCCCGGUGGUCUACACCCUGGCGCUCAUAGUGGGCCUGGCUGGGAACUCCAUGGUUGUGGUUGUUUACCUAUCUCAGAAACGUCUGCGGACCCUGACAGACGUCUAUAUCCUGAACCUGGCCUUCGCAGACCUCCUGCUUCUCUUCACGCUGCCUUUCUGGGCAGCCGAUGCCGUAAACGGAUGGGAGAUUGGUGUCGCUGCUUGCAAGAUCACUUCCGCCCUGUACACCACCAACUUUAGCUGUAGUAUGCUCCUGCUUGCGUGUAUUAGCGUGGAUCGCUACAGGGCACUCGCCCAGGGUUCCACCGGUUCCACUAGGCUAGCUGUAAACAACACGCGCAAGCAAAGACUGCUGCUAUGCCUAGCGGUCUGGACUGCCGCUUUUGUUUUCGGGUUGCCUGAUGUUUUGCUCUCUACGGUCAAGCAUCACUCGGACGGGCGCAAAUCCUGCAGGGCGGUUUAUCCCCCUAGCAUGGCCCGGGCAGCCAAAGCUACCGUGGAAAUCCUAGAGGUGUCACUAAGCUUUUUGCUACCGUUCCUGGUCAUGAUGUUUUGCUACUGCCGGGUGGGAAAAGCGCUCAGCCAGGCGGCGACGACCGGAGUGAGAGGAGGAAAGAGAUGGAAGGCGUUCCGUGUGCUGAUAGCCGUCGUUGGGAUGUUCCUCCUGACGCAGCUCCCGUAUAACAUGGUAAAAUUCAUACGCGCCCUGGAUGUCAUCUACGCUCUGGUUAUAGACUGUGAGGUCAGCAAGGGGCUGGACAGAGCGAUUCAAAUCACGGAGAGUCUGGCCCUGACACACUGCUGUCUCAACCCAGUGCUGUACGUGUUUAUUGGAUCGUCGUUCAAAGCACACAUGCUGAAAGUUGCUAAGCGAUGCGGGCAGACCGGGAGGCGGUAUCGCCGAGACAGCAAGCAGCCGGCAGUGGCGAUUGCACUCCAAUCCAGAACACAAGCGAACGGUAACGCUAACUCUGAGUCUGAGGAGGAAGAUACUAGUACUUUCACCAUCUAAUGAACUUGCUGACCAGGGACUAAAUCCAGUGCCUUUAUUUUACCUACAAUAUAUAACUCUCUGAACUUUCAACUUAA
This is a messenger RNA of Trichomycterus rosablanca, 1463 nucleotides long. It is a transcript of the gene ackr4b, whose product is annotated as atypical chemokine receptor 4b. Gene Ontology annotation, molecular function: scavenger receptor activity; C-C chemokine receptor activity; C-C chemokine binding. NCBI's taxonomy places the organism in Eukaryota, Metazoa, Chordata, Actinopteri, Siluriformes, Trichomycteridae. Bases 1 to 1386 code for a protein of 461 amino acids. Gene Ontology annotation, cellular component: external side of plasma membrane; membrane. Gene Ontology annotation, biological process: calcium-mediated signaling; positive regulation of cytosolic calcium ion concentration; cell chemotaxis. The transcript is spliced from 2 exons. The record is from RefSeq and is a predicted model, not a curated record.